UUAGAUGUGUAUAGGGUGGAAAUUUAUUAAGGAUUUAAUUUAAUAAAAUUAAGGAAUUUCUGGGAAACAUCAUUGAAACAUCAAAAAUGGUUUUCUACUUUACUAGUGAUGUAGUAUCUCCGCCUGUAACCUUAUUCAUGGGUGCUGAUAAACAUGAAAACGAAGAUUUAAUCAAAUGGGGUUGGCCUGAGGAUGUGUGGUUCCAUGUCGAUAAAGUAUCAUCUGCUCAUGUUUACCUUCGUUUAGAGCCUGGUCAAACAAUAGAUGAUAUACCCAAUUCAGUUCUUGAUGAUGCUUGUCAGUUAGUAAAGGCCAACUCUAUAAUGGGAAAUAAGAUGAAUGAUAUAGAUAUUGUCUACACAAUGUGGUCAAAUUUAAAAAAGACUGCUGCUAUGGAGGCUGGCCAAGUUGCAUUCCACAAAGAUAAAGAUGUAAGAAAAGUCAGAGUGGCCAAAAGACAUAACGAAAUUGUAAAUAGACUUAACAAAACAAAGAAGGAAGCUUUUCCAGACCUGAGACAAGAGCGGGAAGAAAGGGAUAGAUCUGAGAGAGAAGAUAAAAAGAAACUGCUAAGAGAAAAGAAAGAAAAAGAAAAGGAGGAGGAGAAAAAGAAAAAGGAUGAAGCAGAACUUAGAAGCUACUCAACUCUUAUGAAACCAGAAAACAUGAGCACUAAUUAUGAUGGCAAUGACUCUGAUGAUUUCAUGUGAUGAAGAAAAUAAACCAUUGAAUUU
Molecule: messenger RNA, 734 nt
Organism: Cydia splendana
Lineage: Eukaryota; Metazoa; Arthropoda; Insecta; Lepidoptera; Tortricidae
Gene: ccdc25
Product: coiled-coil domain-containing protein 25
Exons: 4
Coding region: 87-710 (207 amino acids)
Source: RefSeq, a predicted model, not a curated record